CCAAUCUAAACUGAUCAUCCCCCCUUCGGCGCAUUCCAAUAGACCAAUACUAUUUCACCAUUCUUCGAGUGAGAGAGCAGGAGGAAACAAUAAACAUCUUACACCAUUGCAGUCGGGCGUAAUCGGCGAAACGAAGACGGCAGCUACGAAAUUGUUAAAAAGGAGUCGAAGAUCACCAUGAGUAUGUACGGAUACGAUGUAUCUUUCUACGAUUACGGUUUUUCUGAUCCGGCGAUCAACGGUUCAAUCUAUGGAAAUUCGAUUUCUCGGAUGGCACCCGCAAUUGAUUAUGAUGAUGAGCUCUAUGUCAGAAGAAGGCCGCCGCCGCGGCCGAGGCAGAGGUCUCCAAGCAAAACCCCUAGCAGCCCGCCGAAGCACCGCCAUGACGGCACUUCUCCUCUUCCUCUAGGCAUGGACUGGAGUCUACCUCCUCUGAAUUGGGAAGGCAGAAACUCUGUUUGGCCUCAUGAUUUCCACAAAGGAUGGAGUUACUGUGUCACAAUUCCUUCUUUGAGUAGCGAAGCGUCUGCUGGCUCUUCUGUGUUUUAUGGUGUUAAAGUUGGUAUACAAUCACCAGAAGGAAUCACCACAACUCGAACAGUCCCAAGAAGAUUUAACGAGUUCUUGAACCUAUAUUCUGAGCUUAAAAAAGAAUUUCCUAAGAAAAAUUUGCCCCCACCUCCCCCAAAGAGUCUUUUGAAAACAAGAAGCAAGAAAGUUUUGGUAUAUCGAAUGUGUGCUUUGGAGGGUUGGAUGACAAAAUUAUUGUCUGAUAUUGAUGUUUCUAGAACUGCUCAUGUGGCUAUAUUUUUGGAGUUAGAAGCAGCUGCAAGGGAAGCAUGUUGUGAGUCGACUCAGAAUGAAUAUGCUGACAUGGACAACAACUGUGCCCAUGAAACAUCUGAUCUUAGUGCUCCUGAAGAGGAAAAAUAUGAUGAAAUUACCAUAGAAAAUGUAUCUGAGAGAGGUAUUAAUAAUUCAACUGGAGAAAAUAUCAUGGAUAUGGAAGAGCUUCAAAGAAAGUGUACAGAGUUGGAGUUGAGAGUGACAACUGAACAGGAUGCUAGAGCAUAUGCAGAAUCAAUGAAAGAAACCAUGAUCCAAAAGAAUGAAUUGUUGAUGGAAGAGUUGGAUGAUGUUAAGGAGCAGAUUAAGAUUUUGAGGAAAGAGAAAGAUGAGGUGGAAUUGAAGUCAAAAUCAGAUGUUGAGGAAGUCAACUCUCUUAGAGCAUCACAUUCAGAACUAAAGGAGGAACUUAACAAAUGUCUGGAAAAAAAAGUUGAAUUAGAGAAGGAGAAGCAAAAAUGGGAAGAUGAAAAUGCUUCUAAAGCCACAUUUUUGAAUGAAUGUGAAAUUCUUUGCAAUCGGCUUCAAGAAUGUAGUGCCAAAUUUCUUGUUGAAGAUGAUAAUUUGAUGCUGAAUGCUUCUUCAUCAGAUGUCAUUGAUGUGUUGGAAAUAUCUGAUAGUCAAAUCGAUCUUUUACUUGAAGAGGUACAAGUGGUUGGUGAAAAUGGUGCAAACGAAGAUGAUGAUUUAAGGAAGUUGUUUGGUAAUAUUUUAAUUGAGAAUGCAAAGUUAAGAAAACAAAUCAACUCCAUCAUCCGUCAUGCUAUGAGUAAAAAGCAUGGGAAUACUCUCGAGGACAAUGUUGAAGAAUGACAUAAUGAUGUAAUCAUGCAUAAAGACUCUUGUGAGAUAUGUAAACAAAUGUAAUAAUAUUUACUAUUUAGUUGAGCUCAUGUUGAUCCAUGAUCAUUAAGGUAAUGAAAAAGGUGUGUUUCAGG
This is a messenger RNA of Lactuca virosa, 1784 nucleotides long. NCBI's taxonomy places the organism in Eukaryota, Viridiplantae, Streptophyta, Magnoliopsida, Asterales, Asteraceae. The record is from the annotation of a GenBank genome assembly.